Molecule: messenger RNA, 1321 nt
Organism: Sardina pilchardus (European sardine)
Lineage: Eukaryota; Metazoa; Chordata; Actinopteri; Clupeiformes; Clupeidae
Gene: micu3b
Product: mitochondrial calcium uptake family, member 3b
Exons: 12
Coding region: 17-1321 (434 amino acids)
Biological process (GO): mitochondrial calcium ion homeostasis; calcium import into the mitochondrion
Cellular component (GO): uniplex complex
Molecular function (GO): calcium ion binding
Source: RefSeq, a predicted model, not a curated record
CGUCCUUAGCGCUGUGAUGGCUGCGGUUUUGCGUAGAUUCAGUGCGGUACUAAAGAACUGUGUAAAUAACGUCUCCCACGCGUCUCAACGCUGUAAAAAGACUAAAACAGGUGUAAUUGAAACAGGAGUAUGCUUUCUUCUUGGGGGCGCUGUAGCUUACUACUGUUAUGACCGUGUUGGACAGGGAAGGAAAGUUUGUAGUGGCCAGGCUUUCGCUCCCUUGGUGCAGACAGUAGCUGCCAAAGAAAAGACGAAGAAAGUGGUUGAGGAUGAGGAGGAGGAGGAGCACCUAUCGGCGCACGAGGAGCGCUUCCGCCUGUUCAGCUCAGUGGAGUGUGAGGGACAGCUGUACAUGACCCCACUCAACUUCCUGGAGGCGGUCACCACCAGCCUGCCCAAGAACAACAAGAAGUUUUGGAAAUCCUUUUCAAGAGAGGAUUUGGAAAAGAUGCUGUCAAGCACACCGCCUGUUGGAAAGGGAUCCCCCAAUCUGUUCAGAAGCAUUCAUGAUAAAGGCGUUAUCACUUACACAGAGUAUCUCUUCCUACUUUGCAUUUUAACAAAACCUCGCAAUGGCUUCAAACUAGCCUUUAAUAUGUUUGACGCCGACGGAAAUGAAGUAGUGGAUAAAAAAGAGUUUUUGGUGCUUGAGGAUAUUUUCCAUAAGAAAGCUGACAAAAGGAAGAGAAGAGAGGAAUCUGGCACAGUGGCACAGCUGCCUGUGGAUUCAAAAAUGACCCACACAACCCUGCUGGUGCAUUUCUUUGGAGAGGACGGAAAAGGAGCGCUAAACUUUGAUAAUUUCUACAGUUUCAUGGACAACCUGCAGACAGAGGUGCUUGAGAUCGAGUUCCUCAGCUACUCCAAGGGCUUGCCCACCAUCAGCGUGGAGGAUUUCGCCCAGGUGCUCCUGCGCUACACCACCGUGGACAACGUCAGCAGCUACCUGGAGAAUGUGCAGCAGAAUUUCCCUGAUGACAAGGGAAUCACCUUUGAAGAGUUCAGAACCUUCUUUCAAUUUCUCAUCAAUUUGGAAGAUUUUGCAAUUGCCCUGCAGAUGUAUAAUUUUGUCAAUCGUCCAGUGGGGCAAGAUGAGUUCUCCAGAGCUGUUUAUGUGGCUACAGGCUUAAAGCUCAGCGAACACCUGGUAAACACUGUAUUCAAAAUCUUUGAUGUGGACCACGAUGAACACCUGAGCUACAAGGAGUUCAUUGGCAUCAUGAAGGGCCGACGGCAGAGAGGCUCCUGGGGCAACAGAGUUGAUGGCCGUUUCACAUCAUUCAAGUCUUGUAUGAGAAAGCAGCUCUCCUGCUCCUUAUAG